Cryptomeria japonica (Japanese cedar) is the source of this 2508-nucleotide messenger RNA. RefSeq lists its product as uncharacterized. The coding region runs from base 1 to 2508 and encodes 835 amino acids. Lineage: Eukaryota; Viridiplantae; Streptophyta; Pinopsida; Cupressales; Cupressaceae. The transcript is spliced from 4 exons. The record is from RefSeq and is a predicted model, not a curated record. Gene Ontology annotation, molecular function: catalytic activity.
AUGAAGUACAUCUCAUGGAAUGUUAGAGGGCUAGAAGCCCUAGACAAAAAGCAAAUUGUUAAACGUUUCUUGGACUCUAAUAAAGAUUUGGACUUUCUGAUGCUUCAAGAGCUUAAAACUAUUAAUUUUACCUUGGAUAUUAACCUUAAUUUCAUAUGGAAAGACUCCAUCAAAAUUUACUCCAAGCACCUUGGGGGUAAAGGUGGUGUUGGAUUGCUCAUUAACCCCAGAUGGUCAAACCAUAUUACUAACAAGGGUUGCUCCCCCUGUAAUAGGGCUGUUUGGGCCUCUAUUAAUGUUGACAACACCCUCAUUGGGGUGUGCUCUAUCUAUGCAUCCAAUGACUAUAAGGAAAGAAGUGCCCUUUGGGAUUGGAUUGCAUCCUUACCUAAUAUUCCUUGGAUCCUUGGAGGAGACUUUAAUAUGAUUGAGAAUUGUGAUGAUAAAAUGGGGGGUAAUGCUUUUGAAUGGAAAGGCUUUGAAAAAUCCCAUUGGGAUAGAAUGAAAUUUAAGAAAAAUCUGUUUGAUCCUCUUUUUGGUAAUAAGGCUAAUACAAGGGGUCUCUGGAACACUUGGUGCAAUUUCCAAAAAGGUUGUAAUAGAAUUUAUUGUAGACUUGACCAUUUUUAUGCCAAUAAAGAUGUUUUUUCAUUUAUCCAUAGUAACCAUGGCAAUUCUGUUGUUGUUUGGCCUUUUACUCUCUCACAUCACCACCCUAUUACUGCUCACAUCAAACUUGCUAACUCCUUACCUGCUAAUGUGGUGGGGCCUAAGAAGUUCAUUCUUAACACUAAUUUACUGAAAGAUCUUGAUGCUCUUGCUGCCAUUAACCUCAUCAGACUCCUAAAUAAGGAUAAUAAGAACUUAGCUUCGCAUAUUGAUCAAAAACUCCUGCAAACUAUUGGUCAAAAACUCCUGCAAACUAUUGGUCAAAAAAGGGCUAAAGACUCCAGAUUUGUGGAAAAGACUCUUAAUCUUAAUCUGCUUCACCUUGAAAAUGAAAUUCAGUUGACUCCUUCCUGCUCUGACCUUGCCAACCAAGUGGCGAAAACUAGGGAUGCCCUUAGAUUACGUCAGCAAGUUAAGAUCAAGAGGGCCAUGAUUAGAGCCCGUAGUCAUUGGCUCCAAUUUGGCGAUAAAGGAUCCAAAAUUGAUGAAAUUCAGAAAGCCAUCAACUCCCUCCACAAUGACAAAGCUCCGGGGCCUGAUGGGCUCCUAGUUGAGUUCUACAAAGCCAACCUUAACUGGAUUUGCUCUGAUCUUCUUGACAUAUAUAAUGAGGCCUUGGGUAAGGGUUCCCUUGGCAAUGUUAUCAAUAAGGGCACUAUUAAAUUCAUACCCAAGGAUGGUGACAAGGCCCUCGUUAAGAACUGGAGACCCAUUACCCUUCUCAAUGUGUCCUAUAAGAUCCUGGCUAAAAUGUUGGCCGUCCGUCUAGAAAAGAUCCUGCCCAAGUUUAUCUGCCCCACCCAAACCGACUUCAUUAAAGGUAGGUAUAUUCUGGAAAAUCUCAUCACAAGUUGGGAAGCCAUGGAAUGGUCUAAAGUUUCUGAUCAAGACACUACUAUGUUUCUCCUUGACUUUGAGAAAGCCUAUGAUAGGGUGGAAUGGGACUUUAUUAUUAUGAUGCUUGAAGCCUUUGGCUUUCCUAGUGAAUUCUAUACUUAUGUCAAGGUCCUCCUUCAAGAUGCCUCUACUCAGAUUGAUGUUAAUGGCUCCCUCUCCUCUUCCAUUAUGCUCUCUCGGUCCAUUAGACAGGGAUGCCCCUUGGCCCCUGCUCUCUUUGUUAUUGCCUCUGAUGCUUUAUUCUACCUCUUUAGGGAUAACUCCCUCUCCCCAAAGAUCUUAGAAAUUCAAAAGGCUAUUAGACACUUCCUUUGGUCUGAUGGCAAAGGUAAUACCAAAUUACACGCUGUUAACUGGAAGUGGUGCCAUACUAAGAAAUCUCUUGGUGGCCUUGGAUUAAAGGAUCUUAGGAUACAAGGUAUUGCCCUUGCGGCUAAAUGGAUCUUCCAUUCUCUAAAAGGUCAGGAACCUUGGAAGGUUUUAAUCAGACACAAUAUUGAGAGGGCUGUCCCUAAGAAUGCUAAGUCUUGGAAGGGCUUACCUCUCAUCGACCUUGUGGGCGGUGGUUUUCCUGUUUCUGUCCAGGGCACUUGUGUGUUCAAGUCUAUUUGGAAAGCCUGGGAACAUGUUAGGAGGUUUUUGGUUGCCUCUACUAUGAACGCUGAGAGGCACAAGCUCCUGAGGUUCCUCAAGGAUGGUCACGCCACCAUGUUCAUCAAUGAGAUGAAGGAUGGUUAUGAUUGGAGGCGCAACGAGGACAACCUAUCCUCCUUUGAGGAGGCUCUCAAGAAGCUGAACAACGAAAUUAAAGAUAACAGGAAGCCCUCCUUUGCCCAAGUUGAGAUGCUGACACAGAUUCAGAGUCAAAAGACCAUUGUUUGGAUGGAAGGACCUAAGGGAUGGGUGGCAUGGGUUGAACCCCAUGAUGACACCCUCUCUUGA